Molecule: messenger RNA, 1713 nt
Organism: Komagataella phaffii GS115
Lineage: Eukaryota; Fungi; Ascomycota; Pichiomycetes; Pichiales; Pichiaceae
Product: Permease of basic amino acids in the vacuolar membrane
Exons: 1
Coding region: 1-1713 (570 amino acids)
Biological process (GO): basic amino acid transport; transmembrane transport
Cellular component (GO): fungal-type vacuole membrane
Molecular function (GO): basic amino acid transmembrane transporter activity
Source: RefSeq, a predicted model, not a curated record
AUGUCAGAAACUACGCCCUUGUUACCUGAGAUCAUUGAAGAUCCUUCAACGGGAACUCCUGGCAUUGUUGCAAAUGAGUUGAUGCAAGAAGAACAGCUGACUAAAGUUUAUUCAAGCUCACGUUCAACAGGCUCUUUGGCCAGCAGUGAUGGUGAAUAUGCUGUUCCGUCUAAGCAGCUAUAUGUGAUUAUCUCUUCGCUGUUUAUGUGCUCCUAUUUGAGUGCUCUGGAUACUACUGUUGUGACUACGCUGUUAUCCACAAUUUCUAGUGAUCUGGAAGAAAUGGAUAGAAGUUCGUGGAUUGCAACUUCGUACCUACUGUCUUGUUGUGCCUUCCAACCCCUCUUUGGUAAGAUUAGUGACAUAUUUGGCCGUAAAGUAAUGAUUUUGUUGUGUAUAGGGUCAUUUGCCAUUGGCUGCCUGAUAUCUUCCUAUUCAUACUCAUUAUGGCCGUUGGUUAUUAGUCGAUACUUAGCUGGUAUUGGAGCCGGUGGGAUGUCUGUUUUGGGUACCGUGGCCAUGUCUGAUUUAAUCUCUUUGAGAAAGAGAGGAGUCUUCCAAGGUGGAGCUAAUAUUUUUUACGGUUUAGGUUCUGCUUCUGGUGGAGUCAUUGGGGGCUUGAUAGCCGAUAAUUGGGGAUGGAGAGCCGUAUUCUCCUUCCAAGUUCCAAUUGCUUUAUGCUGUGCAACUGCCAUUACAAUCUGCUUCCAUCUUCCUGAAGGUUCUCCCGGAAAUGGAUAUCCCAACAGUGACAUGUGGAAAAAGUUCCAGAGUAUUGAUUUUGCCGGUAGUAUUUUGCUAGCCACGUCUUUGACUGGGCUCGUCGCUGCUGCCGCUUUAGGGGGACAUGAACUACCAUAUGGCAGUGCUUCGUUCAUUUUAUUGGUUGUAAUCUCGCUAGGACUACUAGCUUGGUUUGCGUACAUCGAACUCCAUAGUGAGCAACCUGCUAUUCCAAUUGAACUACUAAACACCAGAACCGUAUUGUCAGCAUGUCUCGCCAAUUGGUUCUACUCAAUUUCAGUCUAUUCUUACAUGUAUUAUAUCCCAAUCUACUUCACAACUUCAAUGGACUUUUCACCAACAGACAAUGGGUUAAGAAUGAUUCCCAACUUCUUUGGAAUUGCAUUUGGAAGUGUUGGUUCUGGAAUUUAUAUGAGGAAAACUGGAAAGUACCUGAAAUUUAUCGCUGUGACAUGUUUACUCGGUGUUCUAGGGACGAUAAGAAUCUGUUUCAUCAACCCAGACAUUUCCUUAUUCACCCAAUUCACGUUGACUGUCGUGCCCGGGUUUGGAUACUCGUGCAUGUUGACAGUUACACUGUUAGCCCUUAUCGCCUCAGUACCAAUGGAAAAACAGGCUUCAACGACAUCGAUUCAAUACGCCUUUAGAUCUACAGGUUCAACAAUCGGUGUCUCGUUAGCCGCCGCCAUAUUCCGCCAUGGGUUAUCAACUACUCUUGGUAGAAACGUUUCCAACGCUCUACCAGAUACCGAAGACCCCAAAAUUAUUUCAGAGAUCCUCCAGCAGGCACUAAAAAGCACAGACUACAUCAAAGAGGCUCCCAAAUGGGCCAUAGAGGCCAUUCGAAGCAGUUACGAUUUUUCCUGCCACUUGGUCUUUUAUUUCUGUCUGAUCACAGUUACCAUGGGUUAUGUAAGUGUCAUGAUGAUGAGAGAGCACAAAUUGCACACAUCGGUGAACCGAGAAUAA